AUGACGCUUCAAGACUACCAUCGGCAAAAUCUUCUUAGUGGUGCUCAUCUGGAAGAGGACGAUAGCUCCGAUGCUCCGAAGACCUACGCUCAGGAACAAGAGGAGUUGAAAAAUGCUAUUGUUAAAGAGAUGCACGCCGCCGCUGAUCAGGACGACUUGGACGUUGACGAGGAUAAGGAUGAGGAUGGAGGAUUUCUAAUUCCGAAAUCGACUACCAAGUCAGCCUCGGAACCGAAGGAGGAAAUCAAGCUGGACGUUGAGAAUGCGGACAAGGACCCUGAGACUUUCCUUUCGAACUUUCUGUCUUCCAGGGCAUGGAUUCCAGCUGGUAGAUCUGAGCUGCAGCCCUUCGAGUCUGACGAUGAGGAGGAGGAGGAGCGGGCGGAAGUCUUUGAGGAGGCAUACAACUUCCGCUUUGAAGACCCUAGCAAGCUGAACGCGACCCUGUUGACCCACGCUCGUGAUAAGACCAACCAACAGUCUGUUCGCAGAGAGGAAAAGAGCGCCAGAAAGAAGCAGCGUGAGGCUGAGCGCAUGCGGAAGGAGAAAGAAAAGAAGCAACGGGAAUCUGAAAAGAAUCGUCUUCGCAAAUUGAAGAUGGAAGAACUUCAGGAGAGGGUCAAUAGGAUCAAGGAAGUCGCUGGCUUCCGCGCAUCUCAGUUCACCGAUGAGGACUGGGCUCAAUUCCUGGAUGAUGCUUGGGACGAUGACAAGUGGGAAAAGGAGAUGCAGAAACGCUUUGGCGAGGACUACUACGCCGAGGAAGACGUCGCUGGUAGUGAUGGCGAGGGCAAGGGCAAGAAGAAGCGUCCAAAGAAGCCUACAUGGGAUGAUGAUAUUGAUAUCAAAGAUCUGGUGCCCGAUUUUGAUGAGGAGGAACCCAAGCCGGCAUUGGAGGAUUCCGAUGUCGAGAUGGAGGAUGGAGGUGCCGAGGAUGAUGCUGAAGACACGAACAAGAAGAGUAAAGCUCAAGAGAGGCGGGAUCAGAAGCGGGAAGCCCGCAAGGAGCGGCUUCGCAUUGAGGAGGCAAUCGAUCGCAACCUGGAUCUCGACAUUGCUCUUCUACCUGGCGCCACCAAGAAGAACACGACUCGCUUCCGCUACCGCGAAACCUCGCCUCAAAGCUUCGGAUUGACUGCGCGGGACAUCCUGAUGGCUGAUGAUGCACAGCUGAAUCAGUUUGCGGGUCUGAAGAAGCUCGCUUCCUUCCGUGACCCCGAGAAGAAACGCAAGGACCAGAAGAAACUCGGCAAGAAGGCUCGUCUGAGGCAAUGGCGCAAGGAGACCUUUGGCAAUGAGGAGGGUCCUGUCUUCAGCUUCGGCAAUGAAAAGCCUGCGGGUAACGCGGAGCAAGCAGACGAUGGAGACAAAGUCGAUAUUCGGGAAGGGGAGCCUAGGAGGAUGAAGAGAAAGAGGUCCAAGAAGCAUUGA
Messenger RNA from Aspergillus thermomutatus, 1431 nucleotides. RefSeq names its product KRI1 family protein. The coding region runs from base 1 to 1431 and encodes 476 amino acids. The transcript has a single exon. The record is from RefSeq and is a predicted model, not a curated record. Gene Ontology annotation, biological process: endonucleolytic cleavage in ITS1 to separate SSU-rRNA from 5.8S rRNA and LSU-rRNA from tricistronic rRNA transcript (SSU-rRNA, 5.8S rRNA, LSU-rRNA). NCBI's taxonomy places the organism in Eukaryota, Fungi, Ascomycota, Eurotiomycetes, Eurotiales, Aspergillaceae. Gene Ontology annotation, cellular component: 90S preribosome; nucleolus.